Messenger RNA from Glycine soja, 353 nucleotides. Its product is annotated as salt stress-induced hydrophobic peptide ESI3-like. The record is from RefSeq and is a predicted model, not a curated record. Bases 123 to 287 code for a protein of 54 amino acids. The transcript is spliced from 2 exons. Lineage: Eukaryota; Viridiplantae; Streptophyta; Magnoliopsida; Fabales; Fabaceae. Gene Ontology annotation, cellular component: membrane.
GAACACGCCUCUUCCAUUAAGUUCUAAUUGUCUUUCCUCGUGAUCAUAUCACUGAUAACAACAAAUUUAUAGCUCCAAUUACCAUUGGAAAGAAAUACAAAGACAAGAAAAUUUAAACACUCAUGGGUUCUGAAACUUUUCUCGAAGUGAUAUUGGCAAUCCUGCUACCUCCUGUUGGUGUUUUCCUCCGUUAUGGCUGUGGCGUGGAGCUCUGGAUAGAUCUGGUGCUGACCAUACUGGGAUACAUACCUGGGAUUAUAUAUGCAAUUUAUGUAUUGAUUGGAUGACUCUCAUGUACCAUAAUGUGUAUAUUUCUGUGUUAUUUAUAAUAUGUGCAUUUGUUUUUAUUUAUA